Hipposideros armiger (great roundleaf bat) is the source of this 7903-nucleotide messenger RNA. It is a transcript of the gene ITGA9, whose product is annotated as integrin subunit alpha 9. Gene Ontology annotation, biological process: integrin-mediated signaling pathway; cell-cell adhesion; cell adhesion mediated by integrin. The record is from RefSeq and is a predicted model, not a curated record. Gene Ontology annotation, molecular function: integrin binding. Gene Ontology annotation, cellular component: external side of plasma membrane; integrin complex. The transcript has 28 exons. Lineage: Eukaryota; Metazoa; Chordata; Mammalia; Chiroptera; Hipposideridae. Bases 296 to 3403 code for a protein of 1035 amino acids.
ACCCGCCCCGCGGGCGCGCCUCUCCGCAGUCCAGAGCCGCCCGGCCCGGGACCCGCUCGCUGCGAGCGCGCAGACUUCGCCGCCGGCCUGAGGACGCCGCCCGCUCCGGGCGCCCCUGCUGCUCGCCUCCCGCGCCCGCUCGGCCUGCGGCCCCCGGCCCGGCAUCCCGCCCGCAUCCGAGCGCACGGCUCCCGCUGCCGGGAGCUUGCCGGCCGUCGGUGGACCCCGCGGCCCCGCCGCCUGCGGGCUCGGCGCCCUGCUCGCGGGGCACGGAGAGGGCGGUGGCCGGCUGGGGAUGGGCGGCACGGCGGCGCGGAGGGGCGCCGGGGGGCUCCGCGCGUUGCUCCUGGCUCUGGUGGCCGCGGGGACUCCCGCGGGCGCCUACAACCUGGACUCGCAGCGCCCCGUGCGCUUCCAGGGUCCCGCCGGGUCCUUCUUCGGCUACGCGGUGCUGGAGCAUUUCCACGACAACACGCGCUGGGUCCUUGUGGGUGCACCGAAGGCAGAUUCCAAGUACAGCACUUCAGUGAAGUCCCCUGGGGCUGUGUUCAAGUGCCGCAUCCACACCAACCCUGACCGGAGAUGCACCGAACUGGACAUGGCUCGAGGGAAGAGUCGGGGCAUGUCCUGUGGAAAGACCUGCCGGGAAGACCGGGAUGAUGAGUGGAUGGGGGUGAGCCUGGCCCGGCAGCCCAAGGCUGAUGGCCGAGUGCUGGCCUGCGCCCACCGCUGGAAGAACAUCUACUACGAGACAGACCAUAUCCUGCCCCACGGCUUCUGUUACAUCAUCCCAUCCAACCUCCAAGCCAAAGGCAGGACGCUGAUCCCGUGCUAUGAAGAGUAUAAGAAGAAAUACGGAGCAGAACACGGCUCCUGCCAGGCUGGGAUAGCAGGCUUCUUCACAGAGGAGCUGGUGGUGAUGGGCGCCCCAGGCUCAUUUUAUUGGGCUGGGACGGUCAAAGUGCUGAACCUCACGGACAACACCUACUUCAAACUGAAUGAUGACACGAUCAUGAACAGGCGGUACACUUACCUGGGCUAUGCAGUUACCGCCGGCCACUUCUCUCAUAUGUCCACCACCGAUGUGGUGGGAGGUGCCCCACAGGAUGAAGGCAUCGGAAAGGUUUAUAUUUUUAGAGCUGACCGAAGAUCAGGCACCUUAAUUAAGAUUUUCCAGGCAUCAGGUAAAAAGAUGGGCUCUUACUUCGGCUCCUCCUUAUGUGCAGUUGACCUGAACGCAGACGGCCUCUCUGACCUGCUGGUGGGGGCCCCCAUGUUUUCUGAGAUCAGGGACGAGGGGCAGGUCACCGUCUACAUCAACAGAGGAAACGGGGCCCUGGAGGAGCAGCUGGCCCUGAAUGGGGAUGGCGCCUACAACGCACAUUUUGGGGAGAGCAUCGCCAGCCUGGGUGACCUUGACGAUGACGGGUUCCCAGAUGUGGCCAUUGGCGCACCCAAGGAAGACGACUUCUCGGGGGCAGUCUACAUCUAUCACGGUGACGCCGGUGGGAUAGUCCCUCAGUACUCAAUGAGGCUGUCAGGGCAGAAGAUAAGUCCAGUUCUACGGAUGUUUGGGCAGUCCAUAUCAGGAGGCAUUGACAUGGAUGGAAACGGUUAUCCUGAUGUGACUAUCGGAGCCUUCAUGUCCGACAGUGUUGUUCUUCUGAGGGCGAGACCCGUCAUUACGGUGGACGUCUCCAUCUUCCUCCCAGCCUCCAUCAACAUCACGGCGCCUCAGUGUCACGACGGACAGCAGCCUGUGAACUGCCUGAAUGUCACCGUCUGCUUCAGCUUCCGUGGCAGGCACGUCCCCGGAGAAAUUGGCCUGAAUUACGUUCUGACGGCUGAUGUGGCCAAAAAGGAAAAGAGCCAGUUGCCCAGGGUCUACUUUGUGUUGCUGGGAGAGUCCGUGGGUCAGGUCUCUGAGAAGCUGCAGCUGGCCCACAUGGAGGAGACGUGUCAUCACUACGUGGCCCACGUGAAGCGGAGAGUGCAGGACGUCAUCAGUCCCAUCGUGUUUGAAGCCGCCUACAGCCUGGGUGAGCAUGUGAGUGGCGAGGAGGGGCGAGAGCUGCCGGCUCUGACACCAGUGCUCCGCUGGAAAAAGGGACAAAAGAUUGCCCAAAAGAAUCAGACGGUUUUUGAAAGGAAUUGCCGUUCCGAGGACUGCGCUGCUGACCUGCAGCUUCAUGGUCAGCUGUUGCUGUCUGGCAUUGAUGAGAAAACCCCAUAUCUAGCUUUGGGAGCUGUGAAGAAUAUCUCCCUAAAUAUCUCCAUCUCCAACCUUGGGGAUGAUGCCUAUGAUGCCAACGUGUCCUUCAAUGUGUCCCGGGAGCUGUUCUUCAUCAAUAUGUGGCAGAAGGAGGAAAUGGGCAUUUCCUGUGAACUGCUGGAAUCGGACUUCCUCAAAUGCAGUGUGGGAUUUCCUUUCAUGAGGUCAAAGUCGAAGUAUGAAUUCAGUGUGAUCUUUGAUACAAGCCACCUGUCAGGGGAAGAGGAAGUUCUUAGUUUCAUCGUUACUGCUCAGAGCGGCAACGUGGAGCGCGCUGAAUCGCUGCAUGACAAUACCCUCACACUGCUGGUGGCGCUGAAGCACGAAGUGGAUACGUCCAUCACUGGAAUCAUGUCUCCAACCUCCUUCGUGUACGGCGAGUCUGUGGACGCAUCCAACUUCAUUCAGCUGGAAGACCUGGAGUGUCAUUUCCAGCCCCUCAACGUCACCUUUCAGGUCUAUAACACCGGACCAAGCACCCUUCCUGGGUCAUCUGUCAUCAUCUCUUUCCCCAAUCGGCUGUCCUCUGGAGGUGCAGAGAUGUUUCACAUCCAGGAGAUGGUGGUGGGCCAAGAGAAGGGAAACUGUUCUUUCCAGAGAAACCCAACCCCCUGCAUCAUCCCUCAAGAACAAGAAAAUAUCUUCCAUACUAUAUUUGCUUUUUUCACAAAGUCUGGAAGAAAAGUCUUGGACUGUGAAAAACCAGGAAUUUCUUGCCUAACAAUGCAUUGUAACCUGAGUGCACUAGCUAAAGAAGAGAGUCGUACUAUAGACAUUUACAUGCUGCUGAACACGGAAAUACUGAAGAAGGACAGUUCAUCUGUCAUUCAGUUCAUGACCCGCGCCAAAGUGAAGGUGGACCCUGCCCUCAGAGUGGUGGAGAUCGCCAAUGGGAACCCAGAAGAGAUGUCGGUGGUCUUCGAGGCCUUGCACAACCUGGAGCCCCGUGGCUACGUCGUGGGGUGGAUCAUUGCCAUAAGCUUGCUGGUGGGAAUCCUCAUCUUCCUGUUGCUGGCUGUGCUGCUCUGGAAGAUGGGCUUCUUUCGCCGAAGGUACAAAGAAAUUAUUGAAGCUGAGAAGAACCGGAAAGAGAACGAAGAUGGUUGGGACUGGGUCCAGAAAAACCAGUGACCUGCCACACCAGUCACAUGACCCAAUCACUUCACCUGUCGUCCUUGAUCUUUGUAUCUUCCAUAUUUGGAAGAAAGAAUCUUCUCCAGAUUUUUCGGAGGCCCCACUGAUGCUGUUCUCAUCCUCACUCUAUCAAGCCCAGGUGCCAACCUGAGGCAGCCACUUUGGCCAGGUCACAUGACUGGAGCCACCACCACUUCCUUUUAAGGAUGAACUCUGAACUUUGGAAAGCAAGCUACAGAGCCGAGCAAUAUUUAUGGAUGCAACAUGCGUGGUCAACCCUCAGGGGAAAACUGUUACCUAAAAGUAUUUUUAUAAAUAUAAGCCUUUUAUACUGAUUAUGUCUUUAUAUUUGUAUCAAUGUUUUAUUAUUUCUAUUAAAUAGUUAUAUAAUUCACUCAAGCACUGAUAUCUGGCCUGAAAUCUUGGAAACACAUCUACAUUCAUGCAAAUUUUAAAGGAUAAAAAUCUUAUAGUUCUUUGGAACUUGCUGUUAACAUAGACUUGCAGAAAAAAUAAUCUGAAGAAACCUCAUGUAAUGAAUCCACCCAACUGGCAGUGCUGCAUAUAAACUGUGGUUGUGGCAGGACCCCGAAGACAUUUCACAUCUUUAUUGCCUGGAGUCAAGUUUGAAGUAAUGUGCUACAGAACUAUGCGUUUUUUCAUAUGUACCUUUCAUUGGAAGAUUCCCAACAGGAAUUUGGAUGGAAAAAUCUGAUUCCUAGCAGCAAGUCUGCUCUGUGUCACCUCUACACAGCAGACGUCUCAACCCCCUUCCCCCUGGAUUAAUACAAGAGAGCUUGGAGCAACGCCAGUCAGUCAUCUGGUAAACCUCAGAAUGGCAUCUCAUCCUGGACAUCAUGCAUCAGAGUCCACAUACUACCAGGACUAAAUCGGUGCCCACCAAGCAAAGACUUGUGUCUGAAUGCUGUGUUGUGUUGCCUUUUAAUGGUCAUUUGAGUUCAGAGGUCUCCAUUUCCCCAUCACUCUUGCUGUUCCAGUGAAUGGUAAUUGCAGAUUCCUUCCCAGAGAUGACCAUUCAACCUGUUCUUAGUUUUUCAAAUAGCAUCUUCAGUGGGUUCCCCCAAAAAAGCAGACCCCAAGACGAGGAUCUGCCUACAAAUAACUUAGUAAGGAAAUGUUCCCAGGGGACACCAGUAAGGAAGUAAGGGAGGCAGGGCAGGGAAGGAAGAAGCCAGGUGAGGGUGCCGUUUCAAGGAUGGUCCCCAUGGAGGUGGCAUCGGCCUGAUCCUGCAGGGGAGCUCUGGAGGGUAAGUUAGUCUCAGAGUUCUCCAACCUGAGGCAAGGGAGCUGAGUUUUCAUGUCCUUGCAUCCAGAGGAGAUGUAAACUUUCUGCUUUCAGUUCCUACUGGUAAAAUGGCUCCAGUAGCUCAGGGAUAGCCCUCUAAAAGAGAGCUACAGGUCGACCCCCAACCUGGGGAGGCAUACAGAAAUGAUGCAGAGGGAUCAGGGCACAGCCCUAACAUCCUCCCCUAACCCCUGUAUGUGCGAAUGAUGAAUCAUGGCCUUCAGUAUCCAAGCUUUCUGUUUGACAGUGUUUAGUAUCAGAUGCGCUGUGCUGCUCAGUUUUGAGUGCGUUGUGAUUUUCUAAAAGGACAGUGAGAUGAUGGCUGUAGCAUGCUCAGCACUGCACCUCGCCCAUAGUGAACGAACACUCAGUAACUGUUAGCAGCUAUGGCUGCUGUCACCACUGCUGGAUCACCAUCUAAUAUAAAAACACACGGCUCACAGCAGGGUCUGACAGAGUCCUUCAUAGCUGAUCAGAGCCUGCUCAAGCCCCAGGUACAUACAGAUGGCAUCAAAUGGGAAUGAAACAAGAAACAAGAUGAAGGAUCUUUGUUAUAGGACCCUGUUUACUGGAAGCUAACAUGUUGGGGGACUGUGAACAUUGUUAAAAAGACAGAGGACUCAACCUCAAGGGAGACAGGUUUUCUAUACAAUUGGCGAAUAGUUGCAAAUGUAUAUGAGGAUGCUGGGCAGUUGCGAACCUGGCGUGGAACGUGUGUGUCUUUCCAUGUCUUGUUGUGCAGUUGACUCUGAUGCAGGAAGAAAAUGAAUCAUGUGUCCCUUCCUGGUGAAUAUGGGAACAGACAACAAAAGCCAGAGGGCCAAUGGCAGGAACAUGACUGAUCUUAGAAUGAAGUUAGGGAUGUUGCAGGUAACAGGGAUGGAGGCACAGAGGUAACUACAAGGCAGAUGCAGGCAGAGAAACCAGGUCUCGCUCGGAGUUCACCUGUGACUUUUAUCAAAAGCAAUAAAAGCAGCCUUGAGUGGGUUUUAGUCAGUCAUGUAAAGGAUAUUUAUGGGGCCCCUGCUGGGUGUCAGGCACUGUACUAACUGCUAGAGGCUCCCCAGAGAAGACCACAGGCAAACCUUCCUGUCGUGGAGUGUAGAGCAUGGAUUCCUUUCUGAAACCCCAUGUGCAACUUUCCUUUGAUGGGCUCUUGUUCAUCGUGUCAUGUUGUCCUUUAAUAAACCUUCUAGAAUGCUUAGGUGGUAGGCCUCGGACAGCUCCAUCAGCCAUUUGGCCAAAUGCAUUUAUAGCCACUAGCCUCCUACAAGAGGUGCAAAUGCAUUGGUGACAGUGUGGAAGGGUGACCCACAGGCCCCCAGUUCUGCCAGCCGAAAGGGAAAGGCUCCUUUCAACACAGGCAGGCUCUUGUGGGCAGUGUCAGAGGCUGGAUCCGUUUGCUUCUGCAAUGUCAGACUCACGUGAGUAGUCACAUAACCCAGGAGUUCACUAAGAUUUCAUAAGGCAGUUUUGAAGAAAAUCAUACGUGAUGUCAGCAGGAGCAAAUACUGGCAGACACUCCAGGAACUGGUUUGGGAAGGAUGGUGCCUCUGCUUGUCUGAUCAUGCUGAGUAGCAAGCAGGUGGGGCUGCAGGGACCAGGCUGUUAACCGUUUAGCACAGUGGUAGAGAAAGAAGUCCAGCACACUGUUUGCGCUCUCCCAGUUUGGGCAUUUCACCCCACCCCAGUUCAGAAGGCCUCAGUAGGCUCCCGGCGGGGGAGCACACAGGGUGAGUUGUGUCUGUGUUUCUUCUCCAGAAUUUUCUUUUACAAUUCCACAGUGCAUUCCAGUUUCUACCCUGCCCGUUUCUAUGGGUUCACUGUGGAAUCCUAUAGGAUACUCUCUUGCACAGCAUUAUUUCAGCCUGCUUCAGCUUUUCCGUUGUAUAUUCACUAUGGUUUUAACCAGCUGUCAGAUGGAUUGAGAUACUUUUUAAAUAUGAAAAAGGACCUUUGUAGAAAUUAAGUAAAAGCAUGCCCCCUGUUUUCAAAAAUGAUUCACUUAUGCUCAGUUUACCUGGGACUCACCAAUAUGAAACAUCCACAAAGUGAGCCCUGGACCUGUCACAAAGAAGAGACCAUGAAGUGUAGGAACAUGGAGGCACUAGCAGAAGCGAGUGGGCCCAUUGGCUUCAGGGUGACUGACAGGCACCCAUCUGGAACCACUUACCACUGAGGUUACUGAGGCUUUCCCAGUCAGUUCAGAACAAUGCCGUCUGCAUCACCAGGAGUAUCCUGAAGUUUGGUAAGUGUUGUAGAAAAUCCAGUAGAAAGUCCUUCUUCGCCAAGUCAUGUGUAGCCUACUGUCCUUGAGCCAAAGGCAAGGAGGUUAAGAACAAACAAAACCAGCAGGUCUCCUGGGAACGUUUGGGGCCUGUUUUCAAUACGAAGCAUAGUGGAUCCCUCAAGUGAUAUGCGUGCUAUAUGCUCCCUGUUCAACCCCAGCAGAGUAAUUUUUUUAAAAGGUUACUCCUUUUAGUUUUGGAUAAGGCAUUAUGCCCAGGUGAAUGCAGUUACGCAUAGGUUAUACAUGAAACACAUGCACCUGAUUCAAGCUUCCCAAAAUUUACAGGCACUGGGAAGGAUUAUAAUUGUAGGAGAAAUGGCCCUUUAGCACACAAAAGGCAGAAAUGUGUCAUUUUGGAAAGGUUCCACUAUACAAGGUUUUAGCUGAUGUUUUCUUCUGCUGUACAGAGCAAUACUAUACACAGUGGAGAAUAUUUUUUGCAACUGUGGCUGAAGGGAGAAUACAGACCCAGUAGGGCCAAAGCGAACCUUCUAGAAUGUCUUCUAAUUGUCAGCACAUUGCGGGGAGAAUGAACAAAGUUCCCACAUGGUGCAAUGCUUUAUAGCGCCAUGAUCUAGACUUCAGACUUUAUUAAGAUUUUCUGUUUGUUUGUUUUUAAAUUCUGAUGUGCACGGUGUGACUGGCAGAGUGAGUUUCAAAGCUUUGAGAGUGAUUAAUUGCAUGGCAGGCACCCACUGCUAACUUCACUUCCAGAACUUGACUGAUGCAUCCAUGUACAUUUCCAUUGAGGAGUUUUGGUGGGAGGGGUGUUCCUCCUCAUGAAGUCACGUGUAUUAAAAAAAAAAAAGUCUAUGCAGUCACUUCUAAUUCACUUGCACUGUUUGGGGAAUGCAGGUUUACAAAAAUACAUGUUUGGAAUAAAAAAAAUGGCUGCAAAUGA